This is a messenger RNA of Cooperia oncophora, 309 nucleotides long. NCBI's taxonomy places the organism in Eukaryota, Metazoa, Nematoda, Chromadorea, Rhabditida, Trichostrongylidae. The record is from the annotation of a GenBank genome assembly.
AUGCCCGACGCCACACUUCCAACCCUUGAAACCGAACACGUUUUUUCUAUUGUUGAAGACGAAGUUGUUGGAGAUGCGCUGAAGAAGCAACAGAACGAGACGGAGGUGGAAUAUCAAAAACUGAAAAAAGUGAAGUUUCAUCUUGAUACGUUCGCGCGUCUUUGUCUCCGAAGGGGACUCACGGACGCGCUCAAGGAAAUCAGACUCAUUCUUGAACAAGGGUUAGAGUUUGUCUCGGCAAUGGUUGAGGAACAAUGUGAUGAACCUGUACGGACGGCGUCAGUUCGAACACAAGAAGAUCGCUCGUAA